Glarea lozoyensis ATCC 20868 is the source of this 384-nucleotide messenger RNA. RefSeq lists its product as uncharacterized. NCBI's taxonomy places the organism in Eukaryota, Fungi, Ascomycota, Leotiomycetes, Helotiales, Helotiaceae. Bases 1 to 384 code for a protein of 127 amino acids. The transcript has a single exon. The record is from RefSeq and is a predicted model, not a curated record.
AUGGCUGGUUUGGCACUAGAUUCUCUACCACCUUACCAAGAAACAUCAUUGAUUGAUUACACUCCUAACGACAUACCGGAUCUCUACCUGGCAAGCCCUUCUUUCCCACAAGAUACAGCUUCACUCAUGGAACCACCACCUGCUUAUUCGACAUUCGUCCCGCGGGAAAUGGACGAUGACGAGGAGGAUCGUAGGCCAUGGAGCGAAUGGAGUGAUGAUGAAAAGAUCAGCAUGACGUUCAUUGUAGUUCUGUUUCUAUGGUUUAUCUUUUGCACCAGUCUCGGUCUUGUUGCGUUCGUCCAGUGGCUGAAUGGAUCUCAGGUGAGGCCUGAUGCACCUGUGUGUCCUCCAUCGGUAUCUGCUAGGAGGAUAAUUUUUUGGUAA